CCCCGAAGUGACAGUACGGAGGCGGUACGGCAAGUGUCAGGUGAGACAGGGAGGAACGGGACAGUGGUAGCGCGGAUCUCCGACUCCAACCGGUUUGGAAGUGAAAAAAGGGGGUAGGAAGCUAAUUGAAAAGCGAAAGAGGAGGACGUUAGGCUUGAGGAAGCUGAAUAACAAGAGGCUUGAAGAGAGAGAGAGCCGCGAAUUUGCACUUCAUUGGAGUCGGUCAUGCGCUAGACGAAAAGUUUGAAAACCAAAAGUUUGACUUUUUAAAAAUUAUUAUAUCGUGUUGGUGACGGAGAGAGGAAACCAGACAGAAAACUCAAGAAGUACUCCGGAUCGGAAUUGAAACAUGGGGAGCGUGGCGCACUACGAGCCGCAGGAAAGGAACGGAAGGAACGAAAGGGUCACCUUUUUAACGGAGAAAGAAAAGAUGGCUCCCAAAAAUUGUAAAAUGGUGUUGAUCAUUGCUGUCAUUCUCUUCUUCAUCAUCGCUGCUGCAGUUGCUGGCUUCCUGAUUUGGUUUUUCACAGCUAAACCUACACAAUUAAAGGCAUCCACUUCACCCACAAGUACCAUGGUAGCUCCUCCCCCUUCAGAUGCAGUACGGGCCUACAGUGGCCAGAUGGUGAUCUCCAACAUCAACUACACAAAUGACCUGGAAGAUUCAAGCAGCCUUCAGUUCCAGGACAUUUCUGGAGACCUGCAAGAUCAUUUAGGAAACCUUUUCGGGCAAGAUAAAUUGCUGUCCAAGUACUACAACCGCUCCAGCAUUAUCGGCUACAGUGAGGGCAGUGUCGUCUCCUAUGUCUGGGUCCAGUUUGAUAUCCCUGCUGCUGAUCUCGAUGUCCUCCCCCAAUUUACUGACAACAGAGUGAUGGGUGUGCUGCGAAGCCGCAGAGUACAGUCUAGACGCUUUGGGCAGGAUCUCAUGGUUUCCAGCCUCACUCUUUCUUCUACUGAUCCCAGGUUGGUCCGGACUCCGGAUGACAAGUCCUGUUUCUAUGCACUAACUGCAAAUGAUAAGGACCAAGAAUUCACCUCUCCUGGCUACCCAUCUCCUGGCUAUCAAAGUGGGACCCGCUGCCAUUGGCAAAUUCGUGCCUCUAAAGGGAAGGUUAUUGCCCUCUCCUUCCCGAUCUUCAACAUUGAGGAUGACUGCAUGGGUGACUUUGUUGCCAUUUACAACUCCCUAUGCCCAGAGAACAGAAAUGCAAUUACACAAAAGUGUGGAAAUAGGCCUCCAAGCAAUCCGCUGCAGGUGAUCUCUUCAGGGAAUGUGAUGCUUGUCAGUUUUGUUUCGGACAGUACGGUGCAGCAACCUGGAUUUAGAGCACUCUUCAGGCAGGUUCCACCAAUACUAGCUUGUGACCAAACCUUAUCAGGGUUAUCUGGAAAUUUUACUUCUCCAAAUUACCCCAGCUUCUAUCCACCCAACUUGAGCUGCUUGUAUACAAUUCAGGUUCCCCAAGGUAUGCGAAUUCGAAUGAAAUUCUCCAUGUUUCGCAUGAAAGAGCCUGACACUGAUCAAGGCAGUUGCAAGAAAGACUAUGUGGAGAUAAUGUCAAAGAGAUACUGUGGUGAACGCUCUGUCCUGCAGCUGGCUAGCACAACCAAUGUUUUACAGGUGAAGUUCUACUCAGAUUCGUCCUACACUGACAAAGGCUUUGAGGCCAGUUAUAGUGCCUUCAAUCCAUCCAAUCCCUGCCCCGGAGAGUUUACCUGUAAAGCUGGCAAUUGUGUCCCAAGCUCCUUACGCUGUGAUGGCUGGAAUGAUUGUGGAGACCUUAGUGAUGAAGUUGGCUGUCAGUGCGAUGCAGAUCAAUUUUCCUGCAAGAACGGAAUGUGCAAACCCAAAUACUGGGUGUGCGACCGAGUGAAUGACUGCGGGGAUGGCAGCGAUGAGAUGGAAUGCAGUUGUGAUCCUGAUCAGUGGAAAUGCAAUAAUGGGGUCUGUAUCUCCAAGAGCAAAUUGUGUGACGCUGUAAAAGAUUGUUCUGAUGGCAGUGAUGAGUCUUCAUGCGAUAAUUCCACUGGGAUCUGUACCGAUUUCACCUUCAAGUGCAAGAAUAAUAAAUGUGUAAACUGUGCCAAUGCAGAAUGUGAUGGGAAAGAAGACUGUGAGGAUGGCUCUGAUGAGGAGAACUGCAAUUGUGGGAUUCGUCCUUAUAAGCACAAUCGUAUUGUGGGUGGCACUGAUGCAGAUAUCGGGGAGUGGCCAUGGCAGGUUAGUCUGCACUUUCAGACAAAUGGUCACACCUGUGCGGCCUCAAUCAUCUCGGAGCGUUGGCUCGUCUCGGCAUCUCAUUGCUUCUCGACCAGCAACCCAGAUAAUGCUCUUCCUGAAAACUGGCAAACGUACAGUGGAAUGCGAGACCAACAGGAGAUGAACAGUGUUCAGCAACGGAAAAUUAAGCGGAUUAUCACCCAUAAAAACUACAACUCUAUGAACUUUGAUAAUGACAUUGCCUUGCUUGAACUUGCGGCACCUCUAGAGUUCACCAACACGAUCCACUCCAUCUGCCUGCCUGACUCCUCACACACAUUUCCUCCUGGAAAACCUUGUUGGGUAACAGGAUGGGGAGCUCUGGCUGAAGAUGGCAUGCUUGCUCAAGUCCUCCAGAAAGCUCAAGUGAAGAUUAUCAACGAUACAGUGUGCAAUGAAGUCACAGAAGGGCAAGUGACUUCCAGGAUGAUGUGCAGUGGCUAUCUGACGGGAGGUGUGGACGCCUGCCAGGGUGAUUCUGGUGGGCCGUUGUCCUGCCAAGAGGAGAGUGGAAAGUGGUUCCUGGGUGGCAUUGUGAGCUGGGGAGAAGGCUGUGCGCGUAAGAACAAGCCAGGAGUUUACACCCGCGUGACCAAGUUACGACAAUGGAUAAAGGAACAAACCGGCAUUUGAGACAACGUGAACUCCUUGUCUGGAGUAUUGGAAUGAGGGAUAUGGACUUGUUCACAGCUGGCUGUUCAGUUUUUUGGUUGAAAACCAAUGAUUUCCAUCUGAAGAUCAUGUCAUGAUAUUUCUACCUCCUUUAAAUCACAGUGAGCAUCAGUGUGUUUUAUUUUAUUUUUUGUUCAUAUUUCUACUUCACCAAGUUCAAACAGCCAGUAUGUGCACUCUUUGUAAUUGUGAACCAAUUUGUGGAUUGUGUUGGAAUUCUGUUGUGUUUUUUUUUUCCCCUAGCUCAGAUCAAAUCCAUGGAUAACCAUCAAAGGGCUCAUAGAAAGUAAACAGCAGGUGGUGAUGUGUGCCAUCAGUGGUCGCUUUAUGUACAUUAAUUAAUAGAAAAUGAUAAAACCAUCUAGUGAUGUACAGGCAUUGAUUCUUUAACUGAAGAUGAGUAAAAUGUUUUUAGUGUGUGGCACUCACCCAGCAUUUGUAUGUAGUCAGAAAACCAUUGUAAGCCACAGAGUAACAGUGAAGAUGAAACCUGCCAGGCGGAAGGGUCUCAUUCCCAUGGCCAUUGUCCUGAACAAGCUGCUGGCUUUGGGAUGGCCCCUUGAUUCUUGUAUUUUUAACACACCCUGCACAUUCAGAAUAGGUGGCAUUUCAGUGCCCAUAUGCUUUGUGCCUUGUGGCAGACAUUGGCGUGCUUGCCCAUAAUUUAUUUAAAAAGAUGGUAAUUUCUUCAGACAGGCCCUGUUGUUAAAUUCUGUCUUUAACUCUUCAGUGGCUGGAAUCCCUGUAUUUCAGCUCUGUACAGCAUCAAUUCCAAAUGAGAUAGUCUUCUCCUAGUUUAAAAAAAAUGUAUAAUAUAAAAUUUUAUUUUUUGAUAAUAAAACUAUUUCCGUCACAGUGUUAACAUUGUUAUGACUUGCCGCAGAGUGAGAAUCUGCAGCUGGCUUUUGCACGUCUGCACAGCACCCAGAAUUUCACCUACCAAGAUAUGCCUAUUGUUAAAUUGUGUCAAUGUGUUUAUUACGUUAUUUGUAUUUUUAA
Molecule: messenger RNA, 3934 nt
Organism: Erpetoichthys calabaricus (reedfish)
Lineage: Eukaryota; Metazoa; Chordata; Cladistia; Polypteriformes; Polypteridae
Gene: st14
Product: ST14 transmembrane serine protease matriptase
Exons: 19
Coding region: 350-2896 (848 amino acids)
Biological process (GO): acrosome reaction; proteolysis
Molecular function (GO): protein binding; serine-type endopeptidase activity
Source: RefSeq, a predicted model, not a curated record